Messenger RNA from Lindgomyces ingoldianus, 225 nucleotides. RefSeq lists its product as uncharacterized. Bases 1 to 225 code for a protein of 74 amino acids. The transcript is spliced from 3 exons. The record is from RefSeq and is a predicted model, not a curated record. Lineage: Eukaryota; Fungi; Ascomycota; Dothideomycetes; Pleosporales; Lindgomycetaceae.
AUGGUUCCUUUUGCGACGGGAUUCCCGGAUACCCCGGCGUACGGCCAUGUCUGGGGAUGGCUGGCUCUUUCGAACCUGAGUGUUUCCUGCCGGGCUUCUUCGGACUUUUUCGGAUUUGAUCCAAGUUUGCAUUUAGCUGUAAGAGUUAUGAUUCAACUCCGACCGCCACAUUCAACUAUAAAUUUUGACGGCGGCAUUCGAACUUUCGGACUCUUUUUUUUCUGA